Penicillium verhagenii is the source of this 1014-nucleotide messenger RNA. RefSeq lists its product as uncharacterized. Lineage: Eukaryota; Fungi; Ascomycota; Eurotiomycetes; Eurotiales; Aspergillaceae. The transcript has a single exon. Bases 1 to 1014 code for a protein of 337 amino acids. The record is from RefSeq and is a predicted model, not a curated record.
AUGCCACAGAUCUCAGAUGUCAAAAUCCGACUUUUGAUCGUGAACAAGUCCAAGUCCUUCCGUGCAAGGGAGCACCCAUCAAUUUUUUACAACAAUGGUGGUCACUGGCAGGGUUGCAUUAGGCCUCAGUUCUUCCCUAUCGCUCUGGCAACAUCUUCAGAGGGAGUCAGAUUUCUAUCCGAUGAAUGUCUCGAUGCGGUUAUGCCGAUGUGGAGGAACUAUUUAAGCAGUACACAACCAAAGCCCUUACCCGGUGGCAAGAAGAAACUGCAGGAUCUAUGGAUGAACUGGAUCGGGAGGGAGAAAGAUAAGCUCAUUGAUUUGGGUCUUACUUGGCCCAGCCAGCAUGAUCCAGAGCAGAUCUUCGAUAUGGGCGACGAGACCCGCUUGGACAGACUUGUGCCUCCAUCCUUAGUACCUCCGAGUGGCCUACCAGCUCAAGGUGCUCAGAUUCGAGACCAAAAGAGCACACCCAAGAAGCGGUCACGCCCAGAUGAGAAUGUUGAGCCGUCCAGCAUGCCUAACAAGAGGGCCACACCCAGAUCCCGAGACCCAAGCUCGUCAAAUCACAACAAUGGAGUCGAACAGACACAAAGCGAGACGGAGGCCAAGGAAGGUCAAUUAAAAUGCAUGAAAGACCUACUGGAUGCCCAGGAACGCGAUUACAACACCACAAUCUCUCUUAAGCAAGAGGUUAAAAAUCUAGAAGCCAAGUUCGAGGCCCGCUUUCAAUUGUCUUGCUCCCUUGUGAAGGCUUACAAGGCCUUUGAAGAACUUCCGGGGCAUGGCCUUAUGGUCAGGCGGGUGAUUGAAGCUGAGAAUCUUAAAGAGGCCCAGAGUGAGUUCCGCAAAAAGAUCGAAGAGAUAGAAAAGAUGCAGGAUGAGCAUAAGGAGCAACUGAAGCAGAUGAUUAAGGCUGAGCGAAGCCUCGAGAAAGACCUUUUGCAGGCUGGCAAGAACCUUCUGGCUGCUUCUGAAAGGGCCCGAGAUGGGUUCAUCAAGGCCUUAGAGUGA